Molecule: messenger RNA, 1836 nt
Organism: Penicillium malachiteum
Lineage: Eukaryota; Fungi; Ascomycota; Eurotiomycetes; Eurotiales; Aspergillaceae
Exons: 3
Coding region: 1-1836 (611 amino acids)
Source: RefSeq, a predicted model, not a curated record
AUGGCGAGAACAUCAUGUGUUCGCGUUCCCCCCAUCCUGCUCUACUGCCUCAUCUCUCUCGUUACUUCUCAUUCCAUAGACUCCUCCCCGGUACUAUGCCCCUCAGCCUUAUCAUCGGUUCCCUGCAUUGACCCUCCCGUGUCAACCGGGAUCAUAGAAGCUGGUCUAUCCGAGUCCCUAUCCAAGUCUUCAUUGGCUGUCUAUACCGAUUGCCUGCAACAGAUGACUCGCAAAGCGCAAAUAACCAUUCUGACUCUGUCGUCACUCAUUAUUUAUGUCUCCGUUAAUAGCAUAGUCCGCGCUACUCGCCCCAACGCUUUCAUCUGGUCUGCGGAGGAUCGUGAGGAGUCGAGCUGGAUAGCUACCUCGCGCUCCUGGUUCGACCGUAAGAGCUGCCGCUGGAUCGGCAUCUGCGGUGCCGCCCAUUUUCAAUUAGCCCACGAGCCAUACGGACAUCGUAACUCGGCCGCCUGGACCGAAGUACCCGACGAUAAUGACGAGGACGGUGCUGAGUCCUGGCGCUCAUAUUGGUCUAGCGGGGCAAAUCAAUCUGAGUGGAAUGCGGAUGAGUGGGCUAAGCGGGAGAUCCCCGACUAUGUUUUUGACUAUGCCCCACUUGUUCAUCUCUACUCCAAGGAACAAUAUUGGCCUGGUGAUAUCGCCGAACAUCUGUACCACACCACUCCCAUGCUCAAUUACACCCCUAUGCAAGGUCAAUGGGAUCAUCCGACCCUCACCGACCUUGAUCAACUGAAUGAGUUUGAUGUGAAAAAUGUUUACUUGACCAGUAACGAUGAUCCCCAGACCCGACCACCUUGGCUGGAGGGUGAAAAUAACAUUCCGCAAUCGAAGGGUGGAAGGAGGAAAGAAUCCUGGGCGGAUUGGGAUAGUCGGAUAGAUGGUCACAUUGAUACGCCAGAAGAGCGUGCCCAAUGGUCUGAUUUGAGUCAGGUCACGCAAGAUCGGGAAGACCAGCAAGAUUACCAGGAAGAGUAUCAGGAGGAUUAUGAGGAUUAUAUGAGUGACGACGACAUCAAAGAAGCAUUGAAAGAGGAAUCCUCACACGCCGAAGAAUACUUACUCCAUGAGCUUCGGAAACGAUACGGGGGUAACGAGAUUCAAAAACCUUUAGUCCCAGGCGGCGGAGGUCGAAGUGACGCGCCCGCCAUUUUACUCGUCAUGGACAAGGGCAACGGAGUCGUCGACGCUUUCUGGUUCUUCUUCUACAGUUUCAAUUUGGGAAACACUGUGAUGAAUGUACGAUUCGGAAACCAUGUUGGUGAUUGGGAGCAUUGUCUUGUGCGGUUCCACCACGGCAACCCCAAAGCCCUAUUCUUCAGCGCUCACCGAGCGGGUGAGGCAUACAACUAUGAAGUUGUAGAAAAGCUUGGGCAACGCCCUGUUAUCUACUCUGCCGAAGGCAGUCAUGCCAUGUAUGCCACACCGGAUGUACACCCAUACAUUCUUCCCUUGGGACUACUACACGACAUUACCGACCGAGGCCCACUCUGGGAUCCCACACUCAACAUACACGCAUAUACAUAUGACUAUGACAAUGACAUCCUCCGUGCAUCCACCGCCAAUCCUGAAUCCCCUACUGAGUGGUUCUACUUCCGCGGUCACUGGGGCGAUAAAUUCUAUGCUCUCGGCGACUCUCGACAAUACCGAUUUGCUGGACAAUACCACUACGUGAACGGACCGCUCGGACCCCGAUUCAAACAUCUCAAUCGACGCAAGGUGUGUCAAGGGCCCGAUACGAAACCCUGUGUUAUUAGAGAUUGGAUUGGUGAAGGAAGUCGAGAUUCACGCUGGGGCUCCUCAGGGCCUGACGAGUAA